Molecule: messenger RNA, 1965 nt
Organism: Schistocerca americana (American grasshopper)
Lineage: Eukaryota; Metazoa; Arthropoda; Insecta; Orthoptera; Acrididae
Exons: 9
Coding region: 363-1175 (270 amino acids)
Source: RefSeq, a predicted model, not a curated record
CAUUUAGUGUAGAGCGUUUUUGUUUACGUAUGUCGCAAUGACUGAUGUAUAAGACUUUGCCGAACAUUUGCCGCUUUACAUUUGUACGUAUUUAUUAGUGUUUAGCAUGUAGGAGAGAAAUAUUCAAGAAAAUCUGCAUAGAUGUUAGUAAUUCCUACCCACCACCUCUUACACAAUUCAAUAAUAGCAGUCCUAUGGAAUAGGAGUUGUCAAGGAGAAACUUCUUCAGUUUUCAAAUUUUACUUUGCUGCCUGUCAGACUUUCACAGGAGGAUUCUUUACUACAGACUACAUGAAAGAAUGAAUAUAUUGUGAAGCAGUAGUCAGAAUACCCACCUUCUUAACCAGAUGUCUAGCAGAUGAAUGUUGAUGAGCAUCACAUAUUAUUCUUACAGCACGUUCUUGAGCAGUGAAGACUCUUUCCAAAAGAUUAAACAAUGGCAACUCCAGGUGCAUAUGAAGAGUUCUAUAACUGAUAUCAAGUUCAGGGUGAGAAAUGCCAUGUAUAAAACAACAUAUUCCACAUUCUCAAGGAAAGAACCAGAGUUUAAGUGUUCUUACAGUAUGUACAGCACAUCAAAUUCAAGGCUAAAUCCAUCAUUAAAUGUGCACAAAAAGGCUGUUUUACCUUUGAAGAUGGGCAACACAGAGUAUAUGGAAAAAUACAGAUAUCCUGUUCCUGCUGAAGCAGCUGUGUAUAUGGAGAAACCAGUGACAUCUGUUUGUAAGGGCAAUACGAUUCAACGAAGUCAAUUAAAUCCAUUUCACUGUAGCAUUGUAAAGCACAUGGAUCCAUACAUAAGUGUGUCCCGUCUCAUGAUUGAAAACUCUACACCAGUGUGGAAGGAUGAUCACAUACUUCCUACUCGUGAAGGUUACCCUAAAGUUUCAAGUAAGUUUCAUCAGCCUGUAUAUGAUCGCUCGCUCCUUAGCUCCAAACCGACUUACAGAAACUGGGUUGCACCUCCUCGAAGUCUCAGGAAUACAGGUGUGCAGUCUGAGACGAAUUACCAGUACAGUCGGCUAACAAAUGUCUGCAGCAGAAGCAGUCAGUAUCCAGUCAAGUGUGACAUUGCUGCACCACGCAUCAUGAGUUCUGUGAAUUAUGCUACUGAAUAUGACCACAUUGGUCGCAAGUGGCCUGUCAGAGCUGUUGUUGAUCCAGGGCCAAAUUGAGUUAGUCAGCCACACUACAUUCAGAAUUUCUUUUGGAGAUCAAAUUGCUGCUCAUGGUCAACAUGACACCAUCAACUUACAGGAGAGCCAAUGGUAGUGGCUUUUGCAGGACUGAUGUAACAGUGUUCAUCACAAGACUGAAGUGAAGAUUAUCAGAGCCUUGAUGGAGUCCUUGAUUGUGCUAAAGAAGUCAUUUCACUCUCCUGCUGUGGUCUGGACAUCACUUCUAAGUUCUAAAUACACCAGAUGGACCCACCUGACAAGGUACGCUGUGGGAUACCUCAUGUCGAGCUUGAACAUUGAGGUAUGCUGAAAUAUGAUGUGUGGUGCUUGAUACUUUUGUAAAAAGAAGUGUUUGAAAUCCUUCAUUGUGUCAUUCAGAAGCCAGGUUGGACAGGAACUUAGAAAACAAUGGAAGAAGUUUCAUACUUAUUUUAUUUUUAUUUCUUAGUUGCAUUCAGUUGCUAGUAAGCAGAUACUGUAAUAUUUUUGUAAGUAUGGUUUGUUACAACAGAAUAUUAGGGGAUUGAAAAAUAAGGUAAAUGAUCUGCUUGUAUACAUAGAAGAAUUGUAGAGUUGUGAACUUACCUGAACAUUGUGUAAUCAGAUGGAUAAAUGAGGUAAAUGUAAGUGUUUAUGGGCUAGCAUCGUUUUCAUGUGGAGUCAGUAUAAGAAAAGGAGUUGCCUCAUAUGUUACAGUCAAACAAAAACAUAUUGAACCAAGUAGUUUUUGUCUUCAUCAGAACAUGGAAGCAAGUGCCUGCGAUUGCCUUUUGAAGAAAAAUUAACU